Messenger RNA from Ctenopharyngodon idella (grass carp), 615 nucleotides. RefSeq names its product olfactory receptor 10A6-like. Bases 1 to 615 code for a protein of 204 amino acids. NCBI's taxonomy places the organism in Eukaryota, Metazoa, Chordata, Actinopteri, Cypriniformes, Xenocyprididae. Gene Ontology annotation, molecular function: olfactory receptor activity. The record is from RefSeq and is a predicted model, not a curated record. The transcript has 3 exons. Gene Ontology annotation, biological process: G protein-coupled receptor signaling pathway. Gene Ontology annotation, cellular component: membrane.
AUGUCACAGAGCACAAAGCUUAAUAUCUCCUUCAUACUGAAUGCAUACAAUAGAGUACAUGAACUGAAAUAUGUUUUUAUUGUCAUGCUAUUUUUACUGUACACAAUCAUUAUCACUGCUAAUGUACUGAUCAUCUAUGUCACUUACAUUGAAAGAAAACUACAUAAGCCAAUGUAUUUCUUCAUAUGUAAUAUGGCAUGUAUAAAUUUAUAUGGUGGUGUUGCAUUCACUUGGAUUUUCCCCUUUUUCCGAUUUAGCAUCAUUUUCUCACUAACAGCAAACAUUGACAUCUGUGGUAUCAUCAUUGAAAAGGUCUACUGUGAUAAUUAUUCAGUAGUGAAGCUGUCAUGCUCUGAUAUUACAUAUAUUAACAUAAUUGGCACAACAAUGAUAUUUUUUUCAAUUGUACUCCCAUUUUUUAUAAUUUUCUACUCAUAUUUAAGGAUCAUCUUCAUCUGUUUAAAACUGUCAAAGAAAGGACGAGACAAACUCUUUAGCACUUGUGUCCCACAUCUAAUGGCAUUAUUAAACUUCAUAAUUGGGAGUUCCUUUGAACUUCUCCAAAGCCGAUUUGAUAUGAGACAUUAUGAGAAACACAUUGCCUCUGACAUCUGA